GUACUCGGACUUCUUCAUAUGUCAUUUAAAUUUCGAUCAAUCCACUUCGGUUGAUUUUCGUUUCGUUUGGCUUUGCUUUUCGCACGGAGCAUUUUUUUUUAAAUUUUGUGUUAGUGACAAUGUUGAUGAGAAGGACGAUUUUCUUGGUCAAAAACUACACGGAAUUUAUUUUCUGAAAAGUGCCUUAGUUUCCUAACCGGAGCAGAAGAUAUUCAAAGUUAUCCCACGAAAUCCAAGUCACAAAAUGAGGGACCUUAUCAAAGGAUUUAAGAGCUUAGUGACAGAAAAUUUUGAUCGUGAGGUAGAUGAAGAGCGUGGACCACUUCUCAGCUCUACUGCUUCAUCCAUCAAGAGCUAUGGGACCGUGUUCGGUGUUUCGGACACAGAACAGUCGUACAAUGGGAGCUGCGAUGAGAAGAUGACAAAAUCGAAGAGUAUAAUGCCAAUUUCCACCAAGAUCUUGAAGAAGCAGCUGUCCAAAAAAUAUUCUCUCGACUUGUACCCUAGCCAGAUCUUAGAUGCCUACCUCAGUAAAGAUAUAUUAUCGGAUAAUCUGUCGACCAAAAAAAGAGCUCACUCCCCUUUUCCUGAUUCUGAGGAAAAGAAGGAAGAAGAAAAGAAGAAUUCAUCAGUAGUGACAAUAUUUGCAGUAUGGAACACCAUGCUUGGUUCCUCCCUGCUGGCAAUCUCUUGGGGAAUAGAGAAGACCGGUCUAUUCCCGGGCAUUAUCCUCAAUUUCCUCAUUGGGGCGAUCUGUCUAUACACCGCUUAUCUUCUGCUUCGCGUUAAUGAGAAACACAGUGUUAUUGGAGAAAGAUGUGAGGUACCGGAAUUGUGCAGGAUGCUUCUUGGCCGAUGGGCCGAAGUGCUUGCGAAAGUAUUUUCUAUGAUAGUAUUAUUUGGUGCAAAUAUCGUGUAUUGGAUCUUGAUGUCUAACUUCUUGUAUAAUCUGGUUUAUUCCAUACACGGUUUUAUUUACGAUAGUCAAGAACAUGACAACAUAUCUGUGAUAUGCCCGAAAGAGCAACAUCCUGUCAACGUGACUGCCAUAACAAAUACCGCUAUUGACGUAGGGGGGCCUUUUUAUUUCGACAAGUACUGGAACUUGUACUCGACCGUGCCUGUUAUCUUGGCGUUCAUCAUUUUCCCCCUGCUCAACUUCAAAAACGCCCAGAUAUUCAUGAGAUUUAAUAGUUUGGGCACCAUCAGUAUUGUUUAUCUGAUAGGCUUCUCUUUCGUUAAGUUCUUCACUUGGGGUAUUAAUUGGCCCGACGUUUCUGUGGUAUUUUCCUUGAAGCCUACGUUUGCAGCCCUAAGUGGCAUGCUGACCAUGAGCUAUUUUAUUCACAACAUUAUUAUUUCCAUGAUGAAGAAUAACAGGCACCAAGAAAACAACGGAAGAGAUUUAACAAUAGCUUUCGCUCUAGUGACUUUUACGUAUUCAGCUAUUGGUGGACUUUUGUAUAUUUCAUUUCCACUGUCGAAAUGGUGUAUAGAAGAUAACAUCUUAAACAACUUUGGAAAGUUUGACAAGCUGGUAUUGUUCGGGAGGGCACUUUUGUUCUUCCAGCUCAGUACAGUGUUUCCACUUCUUGCUUAUAUGUUACGUAAAGACAUAUUCUCGUAUUUGAGUUUUUUGAAGGAGGAUGAGAAGAAGUUCAGAUACAUACCAGUGAUCAUCAUGAAUGCUAUACUUGUCGUCAUUUGUAUAUUGUUUGCAUGUUUCAUACCUCGUAUUGGUACAAUUAUAAGGUAUAUCGGAGCUCUCAGUGGUAUGGUAUACGUCUUUAUGAUGCCAAACUUGUUAAAUAUAUAUUCUCUAAGGAAGGAGAACAAAUUGACUUCUUUAAGACUUUUUUUUCAUGUAACUAUUAUUGUCAUUGGGAUUCUUAAUUUAUUGUCGCAAUUUAUAAUAAGCGACGAUUGAAGAGAUUUUUGUGUUUGUUUAUUCUUGUUUUUACUUAAAUGAUGGCUGCUUUUUGCGCGAGCAUUAUUUUUUAUACUGUUCUGAGAUUAAUAAAUUAUAUUUAUAAUUA
Molecule: messenger RNA, 2036 nt
Organism: Harmonia axyridis
Lineage: Eukaryota; Metazoa; Arthropoda; Insecta; Coleoptera; Coccinellidae
Product: sodium-coupled neutral amino acid transporter 9 homolog
Exons: 12
Coding region: 245-1927 (560 amino acids)
Biological process (GO): amino acid transmembrane transport
Molecular function (GO): amino acid transmembrane transporter activity
Source: RefSeq, a predicted model, not a curated record